UGGACCCUCGCAUGCGACCUCGAAGCUACCCUCGACCCACUGUGCUCGUGAUGGAGACCAUCAGUACCCGUCCACUUCACCCCCAGCAACCGUAACUGCCCAUUAACACCUGAUCUUGGUCACUAUCAAGUCCUCUUCGGCGCUGCACGACUGCCUGAGAUUCCUCAGCCUUCGCCCACUACAAUGUACCAACACCCACGCCCGUCCCCAAGGAUGGCCUCCGCAGCCAACUCCCUACAAACAAAUCCCACACGAACCAACAACCCACGGGAUCGAACUCAGUCCCCUUAUUCAGAUAUAAUACCAUACAGCGAGAGAGGAGGUGACGAAGAAGGCGAAAUGGUCGAUCGCUCAGAUCAGAGAACGGAGGUGGAGCAGAGGAACUACCAGAAGAUAAACCAGAUCAUACAACAAUUUUUCAUCAAGGCCACCCUCACUAUCGUAUCUGCGAGGACCGUGCUUCCACAUGCUUUCAACAAAGCUGGCGAACUGAAGCAGAACAAAUGGUUCAACGUUGUGCUCGAUGAUACCGAUGAGUUUGCCGAAGAUAUAAUGGAAUGGAGGACCAUGGACGCAAUUCAGGAAAAGCCGCCUCCACUGUGCAUAGAAGUGUACCUGGACCUGAAAGAUCUUACAAACAGCCAGACUCUGGUCAUUAUUGAUACGGAUGGGAAGAGAUGGGAUGUUGCCGAGGCGUUGAACCCCCCGGCCGAAUCCACGGCGCGACCUCCGAGUCGUAUGGGCAUGUCUACUCAGGUUGUGCUCGAGCGGUGGAGAGUUGAGAUUGGUGAUAAGAACUCUGUUGCACCGUCUGAACUUAAGGAUGCGCUGCCAAACGUCUACAAAAAGGCAGUCGUGCUAUUUCGAUCGCUGUUUACCUGCGUCCGGUUUACUCAAGCAUGGAAGUACUAUCGCCGUAUGGCGAAACAGCCUGCGAACCACCCCUCGUUGAAGCUAAAGUACCGCAUCUACAAUGACGAGUUCAAAAGCCCCCGCCGAGACACACUGGCCGUACCAUUAUACCCUUCACCGGACGCUGUUUUGGAGAAAGAAGUUUUGCCUGCGUCGAAUUCCCCAAUCGGUCCUCUCUGCAUUUCAACUGUGUGUCGAUCGAACUGUGAUUUCCGAGUAGACGAUUCUGAAUCUUUGCUGAGCUCUCACUUCAUGGGCAUGGACGACCACUACUUCCGGCCCUCACUCGGGCGACAGCAGGAUACUCGACAGCACGAAGCUGGCCUAGUACCUGGAUCUCUUCCUGUUGGCAAACUCCAGUCCCAGGACGUGCCCGACCGUGGCCAAGCAUAUGGAAGUCUGUCGACCUUUCACCAAGUCGGCCCGGCCACCGGAACGAGCCCAAUAUCGGCACUCCGAGCUGCCCGAGAUAUGCCUAUGCAAUCACCAUCAGACUCACCUCCGCAGAAGCUCCCACCUAAUCACCGGACUGCUAUGGGUUCCAAAUCAUCACUGCGUUCAGCUGAGGGGCAGCCUUCUUAUCAAAGGCGGACUUCGGUUUCGUUCCAGCCGUUCAAAGCAGGCUCCCUAUCUUCGUCUCCUGCGCUAGGAAACCAGAUCCCACAAUCACCAUCUGGCUCGCUGGGCAGGACUAGCAGCACCACCAAUCCACUGCUACAAGCACGAAAUAGGACAUCUUUGAACGCCUUACCUCAGGCUGCCCUGAGAGCUCCCUCGCUACCGAAUGAGACUGCGAUUGCAUCAUCUGCUUCGAGCUCACCUAAACCUGCUCCAAUAAGCCGCUAUAGCAGUAGCUUUGGACAUCGGCGGAGCAGAUUCUCUUCUGGUGGGGGAAGUAAGACUGAGGACGAUAACCUGAGCAGCGGCAAAGGGAGUCUCGCGUCCUCGGCUCAACCUGGUUCAGACAUAUUGAACGAAGGCGAAGGAACUAGUUCCGGAUCGAUCAAAACGGAUGAUGAGAAUAUCUCAGAUUUCCUGAAACUUCUCGAGCAGAAAAAGGAUCUGAAGAGUUUCAACCGGAGCGAUAAUGCGUCACGUGAUGCAACAAUGAGACGAACCACCGCUCAACUCACGAGAUACCAACGCAUGCGCGAUUCCAACGCACAACUCUCCGACUCUCUGUCGUCAUCUCUUUUGCUCCACAGAUCCUCAUCAUCCUCUAGCCGCCAGCUGUCUAGUGUCCCUCCCAUGAUCGCCGGUACCUCUGCCUCAACGUCGUCAUCUCCAGGAAAGCCCAUCUCGCCACAUACACCACAUACUCCAGCGAUUCCAUCUCGGCUAAGUGCGAAUAGUAUCAUAGAAUACGAACCCCGUCGGAGCAGGAGCCGCCCGAGACAUUCACCCCAACCUGAGCAGGACACAGCCCAGGCUCGUACAACGCUCCGAUCUGCAAGUCGAAGGGAGCAAGGAACAACAGCGAUUGAUAUUCCGACAUCUCCGAGACCAUGGAACUACCCUCGGAGGUCUAGUUCUGCGGCCCAGAACAGGACCAUUGAUGACGAGCCUGAUCUGUUUGGGCUGCGAAGUGCAAGCUUACCAACGGAAGAGACUGAUCGAGAGAAUCCGGAACUCCAGCGUGAGGCCGUGGAUGUUACCUCCAGUGGGCUCUUCCAGAAUCGUGAGCUGCUCACAGGUGCACUUGACAACGAGCCCGUCGACCAGGAAGUAGACUCCAUAUCGAGUCGUCCGGACUCUCGCGAAGAUGUUGGUCGUCCUUCGUCGGCAUCGGAAGUCCCUACUUCUCGCAAUCGGUUCAGUGUCCGAGGUCGAGGCCUCUCCUCCGCUCAUGGAUCAUCGACCAGUCUCAAUACGCAUAAUUCUCGCUUCAGCUUCAACUCUUCUCGCACAGCUGCUCUAGACGACGACGAGCCUCUGCUGUUCCAGAUGAGUGAGCUGCAUGUCAACCGACGCAGUAUCGAAGAAGGUAGAGGCGGCUCAAGUGCCGGGAGUGGUGACCGAAGGCGUGGUGGCCCGCAAUGGCAAUAAGUGGCACAGCCUCGCCGCCGCGCAUUGUAUACGCAAGAGGUCUGCUGAAUCGAGUUACCGAUUCAAGAUAACACCUGUUGGAGUACCGGAUUUUGACUCUGAUUUUGUUUUGAUUCUUGUGACUGCGUGACCACCAACCCUGGAUCCGAAUGGCAUGGCAACCGACUCUGGCGGUUGGCUCCCGUCUUCGACUACCUUCUGGACCGGACUACUAUUCCAAGGCGACCCUAGAUCGCAUCACGAUCAUGAAGGUUGGCUACAUGAACGCAACAUUGACCACAAACGUAUUCCUCCUUCAUUUCAUCACAUACCAGUAUAUUAAAAACAACUUAUUUCCUCGUUC
Messenger RNA from Mytilinidion resinicola, 3301 nucleotides. Its product is annotated as autophagy-related protein 13. The record is from RefSeq and is a predicted model, not a curated record. Gene Ontology annotation, cellular component: phagophore assembly site; Atg1/ULK1 kinase complex; cytosol. Gene Ontology annotation, biological process: autophagosome assembly; protein localization to phagophore assembly site; piecemeal microautophagy of the nucleus. The transcript is spliced from 3 exons. The coding region runs from base 184 to 2958 and encodes 924 amino acids. NCBI's taxonomy places the organism in Eukaryota, Fungi, Ascomycota, Dothideomycetes, Mytilinidiales, Mytilinidiaceae.